AAGUAAAUAAUUUAAUAAUCAGAAGUGCAUUACAGGUCGGGAGUAUUUUCAUUUCCGGGUUCGUUUUUUGGUUCCUGUAUUUGUGUAAUUCGGUAAUUCGUGUAGACUGACCAGAGUCCGCGAAUUAUUAUCGAAAUUAUUGAAAAUAACGUGUUGUGAUAAGAAAAAGAUAUGACUGAGAAACAUAGUUUUGGUGUAGAUCCAAUUACAUGCCAUGCCUUCAGUGGAGAUAGGACAGGUUUGGCAAUGUCACACAACAACAAUGAUGUGAUGGUAUAUAAGAAACAGGCCAAUAAAUGGGUACAGAAGAGUGAGUUGACUGAGCAUGGUCAGAGAGUGACUAGUAUUGACUGGGCAGCUAAGUCUAAUAGACUUGUCACUUGUGGCGCAGACAGAAAUGCAUAUGUGUGGACACAGGAAGGGGAUGAAUGGAAACCUAAUCUUGUCAUUUUGAGAAUCAACAGGGCAGCUACUUGCGUCCGCUGGUCACCUGAAGAGAACAAGUUUGCAGUAGGAAGUGGUGCUAGGGUUAUCUCAGUCUGUUAUUUUGAGCAGGAGAACAACUGGUGGGUCAGCAAACAUAUAAAGAAGCCUAUCAGAUCAACCAUUACGAGUGUUGAUUGGCAUCCAAACAAUAUUCUUCUUGCUGCUGGUUCCACAGAUUUCAAGGCCAGAGUUUUCUCCGGAUAUGUUAAAGAAGUAGAGCCUAAACCAUCUUCUACUAACUGGGGAAAUAAGAUGACCUUUGGUAACCUCAUGGCUGAGUUCUCCACUACUGGAGGUGGCUGGGUUCACUCGGUAUCAUUCUCGGCAUCAGGGGAGAAACUUGCCUGGGUGGGGCAUGAUUCCAGCAUUGGGAUAGUAGAUGCUGCCAAUGGACAACAGUUGUCUUUGAUCAAGGGCUCAUUUCUACCCUUUGAUGAGAUCACAUGGGUCACUGAGAACAGUAUUGUUGUUGUUGGAUAUGACUGCUGUCCCAAAUUAUUCACCCAUCAAUCUGGAGAUAUUAAGUUUGUACAUGACCUUGAUGUCCCAAGUGCUGGCGGGGAAACUAAAGUCACUGCCAUGAGUCGUUUUAAGAGUUUGGACAAGAAGGGAGCAUCUGGUCAAGCAACUGACACAGCACUAAAGACUCUACAUCAGAAUACCAUCACGCAAGUGUCCAUUCAUGCUGGAUCUAAAAGUGAUGCCAGUAAGAUAACAACAUCUGGAGCUGAUGGACAACUCAUUAUCUGGGACCUGAAGAGUCUUGAGAAGUCAAUGGCUGGCCUUAAAAUUGCCUAGAUGUCAGGAACUACCAGAAGUCUUUCAGCAAACAAUUAUACAUUUUUUCUUACAUGUGUAACACUUAACAAUUGAUAUUAUAUGGACACUGUUUUCAUCAAGAAUUUAUAUUUAUUUUGUAUCAUUCCAGUGUAUAAUAGUGAACAAAUGUGUAUAAUAUACAUCAAACAAACAUUACGACAUUUACAUUUUAAUGACAAAUUACUAUGAUUUGUCUUAUAAAUCUGUAUAUUUCAUUUUGUUCCUUAAAAUUUCUUCUUUUUUUUUGAAAAUUGAUUGCCAAACAAAGUUACUAAUUUGUAGUAAUUUCAAUGAAAUUCCUGUUUUUUUACUUGUACUGUUACAAGCCUUCCAUUGUUGAAUCAGUUGGCAUCUCAGAAAAAAAGGAGCACGUUUGUGUUGAAUGUGACCAUUAAUAAAUAUCUUGAACUAUAAUUUGUACUAUAAACAAUAUACAACUUUCAAAAAUUGUAACCACAAAUGACUGUGUUCUAAAUAAUAUAUUUACCACAAGUUAUCAUGUAUCAACAAUAACCAUCUGUUAAUCAUUUUGUAAAUGAAAGUUUUGUACAUUGUUACAUGUUUAAUCAUGUUUCACCUUUUGUAGCUGAAAAUCAUAUUGGACUUCUGUUUUUAUUAAAUAUUAAAAAAAUA
Ruditapes philippinarum (Manila clam) is the source of this 1938-nucleotide messenger RNA. RefSeq names its product actin-related protein 2/3 complex subunit 1A-like. NCBI's taxonomy places the organism in Eukaryota, Metazoa, Mollusca, Bivalvia, Venerida, Veneridae. The record is from RefSeq and is a predicted model, not a curated record. The transcript is spliced from 13 exons. Gene Ontology annotation, cellular component: actin cytoskeleton; Arp2/3 protein complex. Gene Ontology annotation, biological process: Arp2/3 complex-mediated actin nucleation. The coding region runs from base 172 to 1284 and encodes 370 amino acids. Gene Ontology annotation, molecular function: actin filament binding.